CCAUCUUCAUUACUCCAUACUUCACUCCCCAACGUAGCCCUGACAAAUUAACUUCACCGCUCACCUCUUUCUCUUUCUUCUCUCUCAGAACUCUAUUAACUUCACUACUUUUUUUUUUUUUUUUUUUGCUUAAUACACCACAUACCAAACACACUCAAACUCGAAACUCACCAAAACUAAAUUUAAAAAAAAAAAAAAAAAAAAGAGAUCGGUCAUGGGUGUUCCUAUGCGUAUAACGGUACUAUUACUGCUCUCCGUUAGUUUCACCGUGAACGCCUGCCCGCCGUCAGACCGGGCAGCCCUACUGGCAUUCAGAGCCAGUCUGAACGAGCCGUACUUGGGAAUCUUCAACUCUUGGACAGGCACCGACUGUUGCCACGGCUGGUACGGCAUCAGUUGCGACCCUGAGACUCACCAGGUCGCCGACAUCAAUCUUCGCGGCGAGUCCGAGGACCCCAUUUUCCAGAAGGCCCACCGCACUGGCUACAUGACCGGCUCCAUUUCCCCUUCCAUCUGUACACUCCCACGCCUCUCCAGCAUCACCAUCGCCGACUGGAAGGCCAUUUCCGGUCCCAUUCCGCCUUGUAUUUCCCGCUUGCCUUUCCUUCGAAUCCUCGAUCUCAUCGGCAACCGCUUCACCGGUGAGCUCCCUUCCGAUAUCGGUCGCCUCCACCGACUCACCGUUCUUAACGUCGCCGACAAUCUCAUCUCCGGCAGAAUCCCUCCCUCCAUCACCAAUCUCUCCAGCUUGAUGCAUCUCGACCUCCGAAACAACCGAAUCACCGGCGAGAUUCCCCGAGAUUUCGGCCGACUCACCAUGCUCAGCCGCGCUCUUCUCAGCCGUAACCAGAUCGAAGGAACCAUCCCUGACUCCAUUUCCAAGAUUUACCGCUUGGCAGAUCUGGAUCUUUCUCUGAAUCGGCUCUCCGGUACAAUCCCUGAGUCGCUGGGCAGAAUGGCGGUUCUCGGAACUUUGAACCUGGACUCCAACAGAAUCUCCGGCUACAUUCCGGCGAGCCUGUUGGGCUCGAGCGUGAGCGACUUGAACCUGAGCCGCAAUUCCCUCCAAGGUAGAAUACCGGACAUUUUCGGGCCGAGAUCCUACUUCACCGUCAUCGACUUAUCGUACAAUAAACUGACCGGUUCGAUCCCGAAAUCCAUAUCGGCGGCGUCGUUUAUCGGACAUUUAGAUUUGAGCCACAACCAGCUAUGCGGUAGGAUUCCGGCGGGGUCGCCGUUCGAUCAUCUUGAAGCGUCGUCGUUUACUUAUAAUGCCUGUCUAUGUGGAAAGCCUCUAAACAAAGCAUGCUGAUUAAGGAGAUAAAUCAUAUACAUAAAAAUACAUAUAUUAUGGCGGUGGUGAAUAUGAAUAUGGAUUAUGUUCUAUGUAAGCUAGACAGAAUUAUUAUAUGGGGGUUUAUUUAGACUUCAUUAAUUAUUUGAUUA
This is a messenger RNA of Ziziphus jujuba (common jujube), 1446 nucleotides long. RefSeq names its product DNA damage-repair/toleration protein DRT100. The coding region runs from base 215 to 1312 and encodes 365 amino acids. NCBI's taxonomy places the organism in Eukaryota, Viridiplantae, Streptophyta, Magnoliopsida, Rosales, Rhamnaceae. The transcript has a single exon. The record is from RefSeq and is a predicted model, not a curated record. Gene Ontology annotation, molecular function: protein binding.